AUGGAUUUCCGCAAGACGUCUGGACUGCAAAAACUACCAUACGAGAUCAUGGCAUAUAUCGUGCGGGAUCUGGAGAUUGGCGAGAUCUUCGACUUGUCUCGAUGCUGCCGCCAUUUCCAGUACUUGGUGCGCGAAGAGAGCUUCUGCAAGGCAAUUGUCACAGCGAAGGCGUGGUACACGGCUGAGGCGCAGCAGGAAGAGGACAGUGGUCAUUUCUCAAGAGCUCUUCGGCGGCUGGCAAAACGACGUCAAGCUUUCUCCCAGGCAUCCCCGUACGUCGUGGGUAUAGUCGCAUUUGCCGAUUCUUACCAAUACAUUUGUGGCAAACUGUGCUACAUCAUCAACGAGCGGCCGCGCCGUUGGCUUCGCAUUCUCGACCUUCACGGCUCAAAGGACACCGAAGUAAUCAUAGACAUCCCGACUCUGAUCAGCCUGGCUGUGCCUCGAUCAGCAAAAAGCCGCAAGUACAGGUUUAGGACCCUGUAUCACGCACAUGGAAUUACGUCCUGCUUAUUCUCUUUCGCCUUACCCCGUACAGAAAACUGGCUUUUGAUUUUCAAGCAUAAAGAGCAAGUCAUCUUGGAGGCGGUCCGCCUAAACUCUACGUCUAAAAUAUUCGUACGAAACAAUGCCCAAUUUCUGUACUUUGGAACGCAUUCAGAGGAAGGAACCGAUGGCUUUCGAAAAUGGGUCAUUGAAGGCUUCGACAUCAAAAAGAGGAUCUGGUUGUCCCCAAAAAUGCACCUGUCAGACUUGGUCGGGUGUGACAUGGGAUCUACCGUAUGCUUCGAAAUUUUCGACGGCCACUUCUACGGCCUUUCAAACCAGACUGCUUUCGAGAUUGAGGAGAUCGACUGGGUUUCUCACUACUACUGCUUCCGGUUUCGCCUGGAAGAGCCCGACCCCAAAAAGGCACAAGUGAUGAAAAGAGAGGACAGCUGGAGGAGGCAACACUCAGAGGGACCUAUCGAUGACCGAUGGGGAUUUCUUGCACUGGAGAAGGAUGAGACUUCCGGAGGAAUCAGGAUUGUCGAGUCCCGCAAGGAAUGGUUGGCAGGGCAGAGUGGUAGUAGACGCACUUACUAUACCAAAGAGGUCGUAUUUGGCGAGUACUACGGUGAGAAUACCGAAGAAACCCGCUUGGCGGCCAACGAUGCAGUACAAGGCGAAAAUGUGGCCAAUUUUAUUGGAUCAAUAAGCAGGGCCGAGCAGAUUAACCCACAACCACGAUUACCGUCGGAGAUGCACGCAGGGGACGAUAGCUCAGGCACUUCAAUAGUCACGCGGAGCAGAACAUACCUGUGUUCUUACCAGAGAUGCUGCCAUACGUUUCUGGAUAUGAUGGACGACACCUGCGUUGGAGAUGCUGGCCCCCAGUGUCUACGGAUUCGAACUGGACACCGAAAAUCAAGGCCGAUCUCGUCACCCGCCGGAGCGCUAAUCCCCUCCGAGAGCAGUCUCGAUCUUGACGACAAGGUCAAGCAACUCUACCAGGAGAACGAGAUAUACAUUUGGCCACCAAGAAGGGCUUCGUACUGCUUGGACCCUUGCUCAGAAUCGAUCUACCAGGUACUCAAUCCACCUGAUCAUCAGGGUUACGUUGCUGCAGUUGGCGACGAACGCUCAAUUGUCUACGCUACCGGCGAAAACGCAAAGGGACUCAAAGCGCUGGUCUACAUAAGCUUCGACCCUGCGGCCAAGCUGUCAGGGAUGUCACAUGGGGGAAACUUAUUGGGUCAGAUGGAAAAGAUCAGCUCACACGGCGGUGCAGAGCAACCUAUGAUCAGUGAGGGAGUGAAGACAAGUGGGAUCCCUCAGUCGACCCAGGAUGUGACUUCCAAGGACAAGAGCAAAGCUGAGGCCACCACUCAUGGAUAUCGAGGUUCAAUACCUCCAUACGUUUCACCCAUCCUGUCGAGGGACCGCUCGUCCCGGCAUACGUCACAAAACACUCAGGGAGACCCGGUCUGGGCAUGGACCGACAAGGCCAUGUACCAAGACAUUCUGGGAAAGCAGUUUACGUUCGCUCUUGGGAAAUGGGUAUGCUGA
This is a messenger RNA of Anthostomella pinea, 2049 nucleotides long. The record is from the annotation of a GenBank genome assembly. Lineage: Eukaryota; Fungi; Ascomycota; Sordariomycetes; Xylariales; Xylariaceae.